UCGGUGGAACCGCACGCACACAGCGCUCUUAGUCUACGCUUUUUUGAGAGUCGAGUUAAAUUUUCCGAAAUAACUGUAAUAUUAUGAGAACAUUUUUAAGUGCUUGUGACUAGUGUUCAUUACGAGAAAAUCAACAGCUGUCCAAGUUGUUAUCAACAGUAAAUAAGGAGCGAAGGUGUGCGUUAGCGCGAUGCGCGGGCGCGCCCCGCACUUGCGGCGGGCGGGUUGCGCGCUGGCUGCGCUGUGUGCGGCCGCAGCGCUCGCAGCCGCUCUGUCUUGGAACUCGAUAUUCGAGUCCGUGUUCUCGUCUCAAAUAGCACUGAAGCCGGAUUCCCGUGCCUUCCGCGACUGGGUAGCGCCGACGUUGCCUCUACUAUUUGACGUCUAUCUCUUCAAUUGGACAAACCCAGAAAAGUUUCCGGAAGAAAUUCCCAACCUGGAAGAAUUAGGUCCAUAUCGGUUCAGAGAGCACCGUCGCCACGUGAACGUCACCUGGCACCCCAACAACGGGUCUAUCUCAUACAGAACCCAGAGGACUUGGUUCUUUGAUGAGUCCAGUAAUGGAACUCUCGAAGACAAUAUCACUAUUAUCAAUGUUAUUGCGGCUUCAGCAGCCUACCAAUCGAGAGAUGCAAGUUUCCUGCGCCAGAAGGGUUUGUCCAUGGCCCUCACGAUGUUCGGCCACGGAAUCUCCAUCUCCAGACUCGCUGGUGAACUUCUUUUUGAGGGUUACGAAGAUCCCCUGAUAGAUAUCGCAAAAAAUCUUCCUGAGAGCACAAGGGGUGGAGCGCCGCCCAUUGAUCGCUUUGGCUUAUUUUAUGGGAGAAAUAACUCAAUGGACACUGAUGGUGACAUGCUGGUGACCACUGGCGAAGAGGACGGCGUUUUACCGGGACAAAUCAUCACUUGGAAUCAUCUUGACCAUCUGCCGUACUACGAGGGUAAAUGCUCAGUGAUGGCCGGUAGCGCAGGAGAAUUUAUGCCCCACAAUCUAACUGAAGAUACUCUGCUGGAGAUAUUCAUGGGCGACCUGUGUCGAACAGUGUAUUUCAACUAUACGGAAACCAACAACCUCCAGGGUCUGACAUAUCACAAGUAUUCGUUGACGGAGAGCAGCUUUGAUUAUUCACCAAGUUCUCCAGAGAACUCCUGCUUCUGCAACGGCGAAUGCGGCUGGAGUGGGGUGAUGAACGUCUCCGCGUGUCGGUACGGCGCUCCGGCCUUCCUCUCCCUGCCCCACUUCCUGCAUGGAGACCCAGAGCUGCGGACCAAAGUGAACGGCCUGAAUCCCGACCCGAAGAAGCAUUCCUUCUAUUUUGGGGUGGAACCGAGACUUGGUGUACCAGUGGACGUUGCAGCACGAUUUCAAUUUAACGUUUAUUUGGAACCAACUCCGAAUAUAGCAUUGUUCGAGGAUGCACCACGCAUGAUGUUCCCCGUUUUCUGGGUGCAACAAAAAGUGACAAUUGACGAUAAAGUGAUAUCGGAAUUGCGCAUGGUCCGCUCCGUAGCGGACUGGGGUGCCACCAUAUGCGCCUGCGUGGCGUUAACCUUCGCUGGUAUAAUAACUUUAGCGUCCUGUUGCAAGAAAUCUCAGUUUAAAAAACCAAAAGACAUUAUUGUCACGCUCGAAAAGCCGAAGGACGAAGCGGAGAUGAAAUUGAACCCGAUGCAGUAGAUUAAUUAGUAUAAAAAUUUGUGUAUACAUGUACAAUUAAACGAACUUACCUGAAGUGAAGUUCUGUUAUGAUUCUACCACUGGCUUGGUGCAAGUUGGCCCACCCAUUCACACAUAGAUGUAUUAUAUAUGCCCAAUAUCUAGAAAAUUGACGAUACAAUCUAUUAAUUAAUAUAUGUAACUCUGAAAGAAUCAGCGACAGCUCACAGCAAGUUUGACAUAAAAAAAGCCCACACUUAUAUUAGAGGAAAAUCUUGGACCAAGCCAGGAGUAUAAUUUUAAACGAGUAUUGAACAUACCUCCAAAUUGUGGAAGGUUAGAUCAAUCAUGACUGUUUAGUUGUAUGUUAUUUUUAUAUGUUUAGGUUGAUAAGAUAUAAUAAGAGUGGAUGGUAAAAUAAGGUUCGAAGAAUUUAAUAAUACAGACCAACGAUGGACAUGUGUUAUGAACACUUGUAAAGACUAUAGCUUAAAUGAUAAGAUUGGAAUGCAAGCUCACGCUUAUUAUAUUAACGUAAUACACACACUUAUUGUGUUAUAUAUGAAAUUCCCAUGUCACAAUUAAGUGACCAAACUCCUCCGAAAUGGCUGGAACGAUUCUUAUGAAAGUUUGUGUG
Zerene cesonia (dogface butterfly) is the source of this 2294-nucleotide messenger RNA. RefSeq names its product protein peste-like (gene SCRB4). Gene Ontology annotation, cellular component: cytoplasm; membrane. Bases 191 to 1678 code for a protein of 495 amino acids. The record is from RefSeq and is a predicted model, not a curated record. NCBI's taxonomy places the organism in Eukaryota, Metazoa, Arthropoda, Insecta, Lepidoptera, Pieridae. The transcript has 10 exons. Gene Ontology annotation, molecular function: scavenger receptor activity.